Acanthaster planci (crown-of-thorns starfish) is the source of this 354-nucleotide messenger RNA. RefSeq lists its product as uncharacterized. The record is from RefSeq and is a predicted model, not a curated record. Lineage: Eukaryota; Metazoa; Echinodermata; Asteroidea; Valvatida; Acanthasteridae.
AUGGACUUUUAUUAUUAUCACGAUUUCACAUCUCCCGAAUUACAAAAAAAAGUAUUACAUCAACAAAUUCAGUUAGCUUUAAAAUAUAAUUUACCCGUUUUAUUACAUAUUCGAGAAGCUUAUUUAGAUACAAUUGCAAUAGUCAAACAAUAUCCUCAACUUAGAGGAAUAGUACAUUGUUUUAGCGGAUAUUUGGAUGAUGCUUUAGUUCCGGUGCCUUAUCGCGGCAAAAUUAAUUUACCCGGUUAUAUUCAACAUACUGUGUCAAAAUUAGCCACAAUUAAGAAUAUGGCUGUAAAGGAAGUGAUAAAAAUUACUACUCAAAAUGCUCAAACAGUAUUCAAAUUAAAGUAG